UUCUCCUCCUCCCCCCUUUCCUUUCCCUUUCUUUUUCAUUUGGAGUCGUAGCCCGCCCACGGCGUUUCCGUCACCAUGAGCGGCUUCCGGUUUCUCAAUCUAGUCAGGCCCUUCUUGCCCAUUCUUCCAGAGGUUUCUUCUCCAGAUCGCAAGGUUCCAUUCAACCAAAAGGUGCUAUGGACGGCCGUGACGCUGUUGAUUUUCCUUGUCUGUUCGCAAGUGCCUCUGUAUGGAAUCAUGUCGUCCGACUCGUCCGACCCGCUCUACUGGAUGCGUGUCAUCCUCGCCUCCAACCGCGGAACCCUCAUGGAACUCGGUAUCACACCAAUCGUCACUAGUGGAAUGAUCAUGCAGCUCCUCGCCGGUGCCAACCUCGUCGACGUCGAUUUCGGUCUCAAGGACGACAGGGUCCUCUUCAGCGGUGCUCAGAAACUGUUCGCGUUGAUCAUCGCGCUCGGCCAGGCCACCGUCUACGUGCUCACCGGUCUCUACGGUCCCCCCAAGGAACUCGGCGCCGGCGUCUGCCUCCUGCUCAUCAUCCAGCUCAUCGUCGCCGCCCUCAUCGUCAUCCUCCUCGACGAGCUCCUCCAAAAAGGCUACGGUCUCGGCUCCGGCAUCAACCUCUUCAUCGCGACCAACAUUUGCGAAUCGAUCGUCUGGAAGGCGUUCAGCCCCACCACCGUCAAUAUUGGACGUGGCGCCGAGUUUGAGGGUGCCCUCGUCGCGCUCUUCCACUUGUUGUUCACUUGGAACGAUAAGGGCCGUGCGUUGCGUGAGGCGUUCUGGCGCGAGAGGUUGCCCAAUGUUAUGAACUUGUUCUCGACGGCUGUUAUCUUUGCUAUCGUCAUCUACCUCCAGGGCUUCCGCAUUGAGAUCCCCGUCAAGUCCAACAGGUUCCGUGGCCAGCGUGGCACCUACCCCGUCAAGCUCUUCUACACCAGCAACAUGCCCAUCAUGCUCCAGAGCGCCCUGACCAGCAACGUCUUCAUCGUCAGCCAAAUGCUCGCCACGCGCUUCCCGAAGAACCUCUUGGUGCGCUUGUUGGGCGUCUGGGAGCCCAUGGAGGAUUCCCCUCAGCUGCGCGCGACGUCUGGUAUCGCGUACUACAUGUCCCCUCCGCACACGAUCAAGGAGGCGAUUCUGGACCCUAUCCAUACGGCUGUGUAUAUCUCGUUCAUGCUUAGUGCUUGUGCGUUGUUCUCGAAGACGUGGAUUGAGGUUUCGGGGAGUGGGCCUAGGGAUGUUGCGAAGCAGUUGAAGGAUCAGCAGAUGGUUAUGGCUGGGCAUCGGGAGGGGUCUAUGUAUAAAGAGUUGAAGAGGGUUAUUCCUACUGCUGCUGCGUUUGGUGGUGCUAUUCUUGGUCUCCUUUCUGUCGCUGCUGAUUUGAGCGGUGCUAUUGGCAGUGGAACGGGUAUUUUGAUGGCUGUUACUAUUAUUUAUAGCUACUGGGAGAUUGGUAUGCGCGAGAGUGGUGGACCUGAAGUUGCGGCGUUGUCUGAGCUCAUGUAAAAAAAAGUGAUGCAUACGGGA
Messenger RNA from Coprinopsis cinerea okayama7#130, 1530 nucleotides. RefSeq names its product protein transporter. Gene Ontology annotation, molecular function: transmembrane protein transporter activity; signal sequence receptor activity; ribosome binding. Bases 76 to 1509 code for a protein of 477 amino acids. Gene Ontology annotation, biological process: SRP-dependent cotranslational protein targeting to membrane, translocation; post-translational protein targeting to membrane, translocation. The record is from RefSeq and is a predicted model, not a curated record. NCBI's taxonomy places the organism in Eukaryota, Fungi, Basidiomycota, Agaricomycetes, Agaricales, Psathyrellaceae. The transcript has 7 exons. Gene Ontology annotation, cellular component: membrane; Sec61 translocon complex.